Molecule: messenger RNA, 1581 nt
Organism: Spinacia oleracea (spinach)
Lineage: Eukaryota; Viridiplantae; Streptophyta; Magnoliopsida; Caryophyllales; Amaranthaceae
Product: protein FAR-RED IMPAIRED RESPONSE 1-like
Exons: 3
Coding region: 1-1581 (526 amino acids)
Molecular function (GO): zinc ion binding
Source: RefSeq, a predicted model, not a curated record
AUGCCUAUAAGUGUGAAGGACUUGAGGAACAUAGUGGCGAAGGAAAAGAAACUCAAGAUGAGAGGUGGGGAUGCGAAAGACAUGUUUGAUUAUUUCGAUAAGAUGACUGCCGGAAACCAGAAUUUUUUCCAUCGUUAUAGAUUAAAUUCUAAGAACCGCUUGACUGAUGUUAUGUGGGUUGAUGCAAGGAGUAGAGUAGCCUACCAAGACUUUGGGGAUGUAGUAUGUUUUGACUCCACAUAUGUCACAAACAAUUAUGAGCUUCCAUUUUCUAAUUUUGUGGGAGUCAAUCAUCAUGGGCAGACUAUUUUGCUUGGCUGUGCACUAGUGUCUCAUGAAGACACUGAAACAUUUGUUUGGUUGUUCAAAACAUGGCUCCAUUGUAUGGGAGGAAAAGCUCCUAUUAGUUUUUUGACUAAUCAAUGUGCAACAAUGAGGAGGGCUCUUGAAAUAGCUAUGCCUAUGCCAACCACUAAGCAUCGAUGGUGCUUGUGGCACAUACUUCAGAAAUUUGGCAAAAAGUUGGAAGCAGGGUUUGAGGUGAAUUGGACUUCUUCUAUAGAGUUAUAUGGACUUGGUGCAGACGAUUGGUUAAGUGGCUUGUACGACCAGAGACACAUGUGGGUCCCAGCGUACAUGAAACACUUGUUUUGGGAUGGAAUGAAGACCACACAACGUUCUGAGAGUAUCAACAACUUUUUUGAUAAGUAUGUGAAAAGGGACACCCGUUUGUAUCAGUUUGCAGAGAGCUACAUUGAUGCUAUGGAACACAGAGUUAAUACCGAGAAAGAAGCUGAUGCAAACACAUCCAUUAAUAUUAGGGAUCUGGUAACUGGUUUUCCAGCAGAAAGAGUAUUUCAAAAGUUGUACAAAGAUGCGAAGUUUUUGGAGGUUCAAGUUCAAUGCAUGAGAGUAUUAUAUAUCCAAUGGCCUAGAAGAGUUGAGUUGUCAGAAAUUGAAAUGGAACACCAUUUGGAAGACAGGGUAUGGAUUUACAUAAAGGAAAUUAGGAAGGAGAUUGUAACCGAUAAAAGGAGAACAUACACAGUGCGAUUGAAUAUCGAGACCAAACAAGCUUGUUGUGAUUGCAAGUUGUUUGAAGCCCAUGGAAUUAUUUGUAGGCAUGUGAUUAAUGUUUUUGACAGAGAGAAAAUCACCGAGGUACCGGAGUGGAUGAUACCUAGGCGUUGGCGCAAGGAUAUUCAUAGGCCGCAUACCCGUGUCAAAGUGGCUUACCAUGACCCAAGCAAAACUGAAGAAGUAUUGCGGUAUGACACCCUUUUGGUCAAGUUCGAGUCCAUUUGCUUGAAGGCUGCCACCCUCCCCGAAUAUGUGAAAAUUGCAGAUGCAACUUUAGAUCAGUUGGAAAUCCAGCUUGAUGAGAAUAUCAAAGUGAAUGCUCAGAAUAAGAAGAAUGGCCAAGAAGAUGAAGGAGAAAACCAGGAACAUACUCCUCAGUCAGUGAAUAAGGGAGAAUGCACCACAUCAAUGAACAAGGAUGGAGAAGAAGUUACUAGUUUGGAUAAUCUUGUCAUGGAUGAUGACACUCAAAUUUUCAGUACACCUGGUGCACAACAUUAG